Neoarius graeffei (lesser salmon catfish) is the source of this 1018-nucleotide messenger RNA. RefSeq names its product short transmembrane mitochondrial protein 1 (gene stmp1). The record is from RefSeq and is a predicted model, not a curated record. Lineage: Eukaryota; Metazoa; Chordata; Actinopteri; Siluriformes; Ariidae. The transcript is spliced from 3 exons. Bases 110 to 253 code for a protein of 47 amino acids.
AUGCGGUUUCUACCCUGAUUAGCUCGCUGUUGUUUUGUGUUGAUGGCAUUAGCAGCACACCUCGAAACACUUUUAAACACUUUAUUUAUUCACAUCCAAAGCUUUAAUCAUGAUGCAAUUCCUUGUCGGCUUCACUUUGGGGAAUGUGGUUGGGAUGUACCUCGCACAGAACUAUGAGGUUCCAAACAUUGCAAAGAAAAUUGAGGCCUUCAAAAAAGAUGUAGAAGCGAAGAAAAAGCCUCCUCCAGAGUGAAGCUAAUGGACAUGAAUUGUUGGUCUAUUUAUUAGGAAUAGUACACGUAUUGAUGACACUUUUUUGAAAUUAAAACCUCCCAAAAGAUUUUAGAUCACGUUUGUGUUAAAGAAGCCCAGAUUUUUGUUCAGCAGUACCUACAACUAAAUUAGUUAUCUAUCUGUCUGUCUGUCUAUCUAUCUAUCUAUCUGUCUGUCUAUCUAUCUGUCUGUCUAUCUAUCUAUCUAUCUAUCUAUCUAUCUAUCUAUCUAUCUAUCCACACAUGCAUGUAUUUAGUAAUGUUUGUUUAAGUGCUGGAUGUCGUCUCCUGGAUAUUUGUUACAUUUUCAUGCACUUUAGUCAAUCUGAUCAGAUUAAAGCAUUAAUGGAUAAUCUGUAUAAAAGUGGAACAGAUCAUCCCUGAAAGUAACUUCAGUCUCUGGUCCAAAUAAAACAACUUGUAGAUUAUUAUUAUUAUUAUUAUUAUUAUUAUUAUUGUGUAUAAACAAAGUCCAAAUGCAAUUUAUUAACCCAGUAAAAGGCUUGAUUGGUUUAAUAUUCUAGACAAUGUGUGAUAUUUUAUAGUGAAAGGCUAUACACACAGUGAUGAUGAACUUGUAUGUACAGUUCAUUAGCUUUAUAAAAUAUAUUUAUAAAGCUACUUCUGGUGAGACUGGGUAAAUAAAGUGUGAAUAUUUCACUAAGCUGUUAACAUGAAUACAAACUGGAAACUGUAUUUGAUGUGUAAUAAUGAUUGAAGAAUAAAUAUGCAAGUUCUGGGAAUUA